Acyrthosiphon pisum (pea aphid) is the source of this 2372-nucleotide messenger RNA. Its product is annotated as fez family zinc finger protein erm. The coding region runs from base 931 to 2241 and encodes 436 amino acids. Gene Ontology annotation, molecular function: DNA-binding transcription factor activity, RNA polymerase II-specific; RNA polymerase II transcription regulatory region sequence-specific DNA binding. Gene Ontology annotation, cellular component: nucleus. The transcript is spliced from 5 exons. The record is from RefSeq and is a predicted model, not a curated record. NCBI's taxonomy places the organism in Eukaryota, Metazoa, Arthropoda, Insecta, Hemiptera, Aphididae. Gene Ontology annotation, biological process: embryo development; regulation of transcription by RNA polymerase II.
AGGGGGUGUAGGGUGCACGUGCGCUGCAGAGCUUAGCAUAUAUAUAGGUAGUUAUAUAGACGACGACGGUGUAAACAAGAAAACAAAACUCGCCGCCGUCGUGCUGGGGGUCGAUGCGCGAUUUUGGCUUUUACCCUUCUCUCUCGCAUUAAUAAUAAUAAUAAUAAUAAUAAUAUCGUCUCUUCGUGCGUGCGCUCGCGAGUCUUUUUUUCUUCUUAUUUCUCCCCCGCAGCACCAUCGGCUCUCGCCUCCACCGUGCACAUCGAUAUCGUUGCAGGGCGGUGGAUGAAAUACACACACACGCACACCAAAACACACUACACACUCACACACGCAUAAUCGAACCGCCUCUAGUUGCUGCUGUUGCGCCGUUAUUGUCACCACCCCCACGCAAUGACUAAAACGCCGCCGACGCGACUACGACGACUUGCCGGCGGCGAGUAGACGAUAAUAUACGCACCGUCGACGCCGCGGCGCUUUUAUUCCGGACGCGCGAUCGACGCUCGUCGCGACGACGACAUUGUUGCUAUUAUUGUUGUUGUUGUUGUUACGACAAUAAUAACACAGUGGUUAUAAUUACUUCACGUCCGAUAACCGCGACUAUACCAUAUUAUUAUACCGUCGUCGGCGGGAAAUGAUCGACGACGGCAUUCGAUUUCAUUUACGCGCCAAAACCACGGCGGCCGCAGCCAAAGUCGUCUUCGUGUAAUCCGUCGUAAUUUAUUUAGGUACUUACCAAUCAAACAUCCGUUCAUCAAUACGCGUCGCGUUUUAUCGGUUUAGGUACCAUUCGGUUUUACACACCUACGUCUUGUUCACUUGAUAGUCGUCAAGUCCCAGGAGGACCUUGUUCCUGGAGGACCGGCACGAAAUCCCGGCGGCAAACGUCCUUGGUGAAGUGGUGCGCGCGGUCCUAUAUAAUAUUAUAUCAUGAUUUUUUCGCCAGCAAAGGCCAUGGAUUCGGUGACGUCGAUCGGCAGUAACCGGGACGUAGACGGUUUCCGGAAAAAGUACGGUCCCAAAUCGACCGACUCGCUGACGUUCUCUAUCGCCCGCAUCAUGGAACCGGACGUCCGGAAACAGCCCAGUGCACCGGCAGCCGACUACUACCACGCACUCGAGUCGGCGUUCAAGAAAUAUGUGCCGGCAUUCAGAUCCAAUCCGCUGCAAUCCACGCUCUGCGCAGCCACCGCCAACGAUGGACGGACACCACUGACCGUUAACAACAACGACCGUUAUUUGUCGACGACGAUGACGACAACGACGACGGCUGUACAGCUGUUUCAUUAUCAGCAACAUCCCAGGCUGUCUUGCACUGUUGAAGACAGACCGGCUCAUCCCCGUCCCCAACCACCGCCGCCAUCAUCCGAACUCCAGGCGCUCACUGUACUUCCAGUGAUCCCUGUACUUCCGGUGCCACCGCCACCGCCGCCACCAACAUCACAUCAGAUGACGCUCGGGCGACUCACCGCGACCAAAUCCAUUCAGCCACCAUCCAGCACCAAGGAACUGUCGCAGGCGGUUACCUCUGUCACACCGGUUAAAACAUUCACGUGCAACCAUUGUGGAAAAGUGUUCUACGCUCAUUACAAUCUAACCAGGCAUAUGCCUGUUCACACAGGUGCCCGGCCGUUCAUUUGCAAGGUGUGCGGUAAAGGCUUCCGACAAGCGUCCACGCUAUGCCGCCACAAGAUCAUACACACCGAAGAAAAGCCACACACGUGCGCCAUUUGCGGAAAAGCGUUCAACAGGAGCUCGACGCUGAACACGCACACGCGGAUACACGCCGGGUACAAGCCGUAUACGUGCGAAUACUGUGGCAAGGGAUUUCAUCAAAAGGGCAACUACAAGAAUCACAAGCUUACGCACAGCGUGGAAAAAGCGUACAAGUGCACCGUGUGCCAUAAAGCUUUCCAUCAGGUGUACAACCUGACGUUUCACAUGCACACGCACAACGACAAGAAGCCGUUCACAUGUCACGUCUGCGGCAAAGGAUUUUGCCGGAACUUCGAUCUCAAGAAACACUUGCGCAAACUCCACGACGCCCCUUAUCCGCAACACCAGUCCGCAGCAAUCGCGCCACAGGCCUCCGCAGCCGUACUGACAGCGCAACCUCCUUUGCCACCGCCGCCGCAAAACGUCCGCCACGGCCUUGGCACGUGCGUGCCACCGUUCCAGUCGGUCCAGGCUGGAUCUCAAAGGAACGCAAUAAUGUCAAACGAUUCGCCACACCACUACUGAUUCCCGACGGGAGUUGGUUAAGUGAGGCGGUCGUCCGUCGGGCAAAAUACUUAUAUCGUGUAUAAUACUUAUAUUUAUGUGUAAUUAGCCCAAAGACCAUAAUAAUAGAUAAUAACAUAUUAUUAUUAUAU